CCCAACGUGAGGGUGUUGCAGUCAACUCCGAGUCCCACCAAGCUCACACAGCUAUAAAUCCCCGCCACCUAGCAGUCUAUCCUCGGCCAGCCACUAAACAAAUUCUAAGCUCAUAGCAUUUGAUACCUCUUAGGACCAUCCUUUUAUUGAAUCAAAUCCAGUUCGCCUUUCUACUUUACGCCGUAUAUACAUAAUCUGCCACCAUGCAUGCUUGCCAAAUCGUUACGGUUUUGGGCCUUUGCCUAUCACAAAUACGUGCCAUUGCGGUUCCACCAGUCGAUGAGGCGAUUAAGUCCUUUGUUACAUUAGUUACGCAGCCUGAUGCCGCCCUCGAAAACUCCCCUGGGUUCUCGAGAAUUGCGGAUAGCCUUCACCAACAGCAUGAUUUGAAUCAUGCCAAGUUUCACAACGAUCUUAUCGAUACCGUCAGCCCAAUCCUCCAGGCCAACGACAAGCACACACCUUAUAUCCUCGACAGUUUCUUUGGAUACCGAAAGACUCUUGCCACCAAAGAGUUAGAUAAUCACCCCAAAGUGAAGGCCAGGCGAUUGCAAAUAUACCAGGACGCCUUGUACUCCGAGUUGCACCGUCUAGCCAAUCAGAACACCGAAAAAUUUAAUGCAGACACCCUGCAGGACACCCACAACCGACUACUCAACUUACUGAACGCAAACGCUGGGGGUCAUCAUUCUGCUCAAACCAGUCCUCAAAAAAUCCUCGAAGAGAUCCAAGGCGAUUUGGCCAAGUCGGUUACGUCGACACCGCCCAUGGAGUUCCACAAGCUCACUCGGAAACAAAUCAACCAGCAGUUGGAAGAAACCAAUAUCGCAGGCGUUCCGGAUGCACUGCCCAUCAACGGCGAGCUCGCCAAGAAGAUGCUCAGUUCCGAAUUACGAAACGUAGCUCGCAUGCAGCAGAACCACCCUGCCAGUCCCGCUGUGACUGCUGCUUAAGCCAAACAUGGGUCGACUCUUUCUUCAUUCAAGUCCCGGAAUUUAAAAGAAUCCAUGUCAUAUUCUCACAAAAAGUUGUACAUAGCUUUAAUCAAAUAACUUGUUCCAUAUCUGCACACAGGAGAAAACACAAGCUCUUAUAUCUCACAUUAUACACAGCCUGCUUGCCAUUGCCAUUCAUAUUAUCUAAGAUUGCGUAUAUUCUUCUCUUUCUAAAAAAUUUAAAAUCAAACAUGGGUUCCAAAAUCUGUGGGACAAAAGAAAAAAAAUAGCUGAGCUUGUC
Molecule: messenger RNA, 1236 nt
Organism: Puccinia graminis f. sp. tritici CRL 75-36-700-3
Lineage: Eukaryota; Fungi; Basidiomycota; Pucciniomycetes; Pucciniales; Pucciniaceae
Exons: 1
Coding region: 204-953 (249 amino acids)
Source: RefSeq, a predicted model, not a curated record